GAGCAAGACCGUCGUAACGGAGGUUGUGACAGAAGCAACUGAAUCGACGCUAGGAGGUCUGAGGAACAGUCUAGAACAGAGUUGCCUGAAAUAGCAAAUAAACAUGCCUCGAGUAUACAUCGGACGACUAAGUUAUCACGUCCGCGAAAAGGACAUUCAGCGGUUUUUCAGCGGAUAUGGAAAACUAAUGGAAAUCGACUUGAAAAAUGGCUAUGGAUUCGUGGAGUUUGAAGACAACCGGGAUGCCGACGAUGCCGUGUAUGAGCUGAACGGAAAGGAUUUGUGCGGAGAACGGGUGAUCGUUGAGCAUGCCCGGGGCCCACGGCGAGACCGAGAUAGCUACGGUGGGGGUUACUGGGGCGGAGGGCGCAGUAGUGGUUACAGCAGCAGCAGCAGCAGCAGGAGCCGCUCUGGAAGGGACAAGUAUGGCCCUCCAGUCCGUACAGAGUACCGCCUCAUUGUGGAAAACCUGUCAAGCCGCUGCAGCUGGCAAGACCUCAAGGACUUCAUGCGUCAGGCAGGCGAGGUGACGUAUGCCGACGCCCACAAGGAGCGGACCAACGAAGGGGUGAUAGAGUUCCGGACUCACUCUGACAUGAAACGGGCCAUGGACAAGUUAGACGGCACAGACAUCAAUGGGCGAAAGAUUCGAUUGGUGGAGGACAGACCUCGUAAACGAAGGUCUUACUCUGGCAGCCGCUCCAGAUCUCGAAGUCACCGCCGCUCCCGCAGCAGAAGCCACAGGAGCUCAAGGAGUCACUCCAGAUCUCACUCGAGGUCUCGUUCCCGUAGCGACAAGAGAAGGCAUCAUUCUCGCUCGAGGUCUGAGAGAAAGUCUCGUUCCAAGUCGGGAGAACGGAAAUCGCGCUCUCGCACCAACAGAUCUCGUUCUGGAUCCCAUAAGUCCAAAUCUCGCUCGCGCUCACAGAAAUCUCGUUCCCGUUCAGCCGACCGGAAAUCAAAGUCCCGCUCUAAGAGCCGUUCUAAGGUCAAGUCGGAGCGGGAUUCUCGUAGCAGAUCCAAGGAGAUGGAUGUUGGUGCUGGUGAAGACAACAACAAGAAGUCCCGCAGCCGUUCAGCUUCCCCUGUAGAGAACGGUAAAGAGGAGCGCACUGCCAAAUCAGCGUCCCGCUCCCCGUCCCCACAAGAAGACGAACGCCGAUCUAAAUCCAGAGAGAAGCGUUCAGCGUCCCGCUCAGUCUCCCGCUCAAGGUCUCGUUCACGAUCUAGAUCAGCCUCUCAAGAUUAGAUGUGGAAAACAUUUUCCCCUUCCUCCUUUUUUUUUUUUCUUUUUUGAGUUUUAUUAUAAUACUGUACAUAGCGAGCAGUGUCACAGGCUUCUGCUUCCUUACCUUUUCUCUUCAGAGUGUGCUGUUUUGACAUGCCAUCAAUAAAUGCACAUUGUCAAGGCUGUUUUUUGGAAACUUGCCUAUGUAAAAGAUUUCUGAUCCUAAGUUUUGAGUAGUCUUCCGCUUGAGACUCAUUUUCUAGCCCACAGAAUAAUAUUUUUUUUUAUUAUUAUUUUAAGACUGUUUUCAAUAAAAUCUUUUCUGGCUUUAUACGAACAACGUUUAAUAUUCUUUGGUCACUGUUACCAGUAAAUUUGCUUGUGGCACACUGUGUACAAUUUACCAUCAUUCUUACUUUCCCGGAUUAUAUAAAUAAUUUUUUAUGUUCAAGUUUUAUGAAGUGCACAGUUAUGAGUGAAUUGUUGGUUGCUGAUACAGUUUUUGCUCUGAUGGGCCUUUUCAUUUCUGUUUUUUUUGUGGGAGGACACAAGAGCGUGUACCAUUAAACUUCAUAAUUGCAUUGUGAAAAGUUUGUUGUACUUUUGAACAUCUUGCGUUGUAGUUAUGGUAGUUGGUUAUCCUUUUCUUAAUAAAAUUGUUCAUAAGCUCUGC
Xiphophorus couchianus (Monterrey platyfish) is the source of this 1901-nucleotide messenger RNA. Its product is annotated as serine/arginine-rich splicing factor 6-like. Gene Ontology annotation, cellular component: nucleus; cytoplasm. The coding region runs from base 104 to 1249 and encodes 381 amino acids. The record is from RefSeq and is a predicted model, not a curated record. The transcript has 6 exons. NCBI's taxonomy places the organism in Eukaryota, Metazoa, Chordata, Actinopteri, Cyprinodontiformes, Poeciliidae. Gene Ontology annotation, molecular function: mRNA binding.